AUGACCACCAGAGCAAGGAGUGAUUCGACGGACGAUGGACCAUCUGAAGGUUCCAAGAAGCAGAGGGUUGGCGAACAUUCACCAGAGCGACCCCAGGCCAUGGAGGCAAAGUUCAAAUUUCCACUCUACGGCAAGCACAGAGACGAGCCAUGCAGCGUCGAGAUCAAUUUUUUGGACAACGACAGCCGCCCAGAACACCACUCUCGCCUUUUCCUUGAAAUCCACGGUGAGCGAGACCUACUGAAGUGGCUCGAACUCAACUGUCCCUCGGUCAAGCGCAUCUGGAUCCGCUUCCACUUCACGAGUACGGUAUACGACAACCAAACCGAAUGGGAUAUCGCGUACGCAUCGGAAGUGCUUCAGUGGUUGCGAUGGCGUUGCGAGUAUACUAUGGGAGUGGAUGUUAACGGCUGGGCCCCUCGUGACUGGGACCUCCUCUCGAAGUGUAAGAAGGUGUUCUUAAGAGAACCCCUCCGGGGUAUUCAGGCGGACGUGCUGAUCGAUCGGGAUGGGUCGACGUGGGGUCGUGAUACGGAGUACUACUCCUGGCGGCGGACUCAUGGCGAGCUCAUGCCGCUGUUGGACUUGCGAUGA
Saxophila tyrrhenica is the source of this 594-nucleotide messenger RNA. RefSeq lists its product as uncharacterized. The transcript has a single exon. Lineage: Eukaryota; Fungi; Ascomycota; Dothideomycetes; Mycosphaerellales; Extremaceae. The record is from RefSeq and is a predicted model, not a curated record. Bases 1 to 594 code for a protein of 197 amino acids.